Molecule: messenger RNA, 3810 nt
Organism: Condylura cristata (star-nosed mole)
Lineage: Eukaryota; Metazoa; Chordata; Mammalia; Eulipotyphla; Talpidae
Gene: TDRD9
Product: tudor domain containing 9
Exons: 34
Coding region: 16-3810 (1264 amino acids)
Cellular component (GO): intracellular anatomical structure
Molecular function (GO): RNA binding; ATP binding
Source: RefSeq, a predicted model, not a curated record
GUUAAAUUAAACAACAUGACGUGUGUCCCGGAGACAACUUACAAGUACCCUGAUUUGCCAAUAAAUCGAUGUAAGGAAGAGGUGAUGUCUUUGAUAGAGAGCAAUUCUGUGGUCAUCAUCCAUGGCGCCACGGGCAGUGGGAAGAGCACUCAGCUCCCACAGUAUGUCCUGGACCACCACCUCCAGCGCUCUACCUAUUGCAACAUCGUGGUCACCCAGCCGCGCAAGAUUGGGGCCAGCAGCAUCGCUCGGUGGAUCAGCCGCGAGCGUGCCUGGACGCUGGGUGGCCUGGUGGGCUACCAGGUGGGGCUGGAGAAGGUGGCGACAGAGGACACCAAGCUGAUGUACGUGACCACGGGGGUGCUGCUGCAGAAGGUGGUGGGUGCCAAGAGUCUGGCAGAGUUCACGCACGUCUUCAUUGAUGAGGUGCACGAGCGGACAGAGGAGAUGGACUUCCUGCUGCUGGUCGUCCGCAAACUGCUGCGGACAAACUCGCGCUUUGUGAAGGUCAUCCUGAUGUCGGCUACCAUCGACUGCAGGGAGUUCGCAGACUAUUUCGCCGUCCCCGUCCAGAACAGGUUGAACCCUGCCUAUGUCUUCGAAGUGGAAGGGAAACCCCACGCCAUCACCGAGCACUACCUGGACGACCUGGGGCACAUCCACCAUAGCCGAUUCUCCCCUCACCUCCUGGAGCAGCCGAUGAUCACGCAGGACGCAUAUGAAGUCGCCGCCGCCCUGAUCCGGAUGUUUGACGACCUGGACCUGAAGGAGAGUGGGACCAAGACCUGGGCAGGGACUGAGUUCGUGUCGGAGCGCAGCAGCGUGCUGGUGUUUCUGCCAGGUCUGGGCGAGAUAAACUACAUGCAUGAGCUUCUGGUCAACAUGACCCACAGAAGGCUGCAGGUCUACCCUCUCCACUCCAGCGUGACCUUGGAGGAGCAGAACAACGUGUUUCUGAGCCCAGUGCCUGGCUAUAGAAAGAUCAUCCUGUCCACUAACAUCGCGGAGAGUUCGGUCACAGUCCCAGAUGUCAAGUAUGUUAUAGAUUUUUGUUUGACUAGAACUCUGGUUUGCGAUGAGGACACGAAUUAUCAGAGUCUGCGGCUGAGCUGGGCCUCCAAGACCAGCUGCGAGCAGAGGAAAGGCCGCGCGGGGCGAGUGUCCAGAGGGUACUGCUACCGACUGGUCCACAAGGACUUCUGGGACAACUGCAUCCCCGACCACGUCGUCCCCGAGAUGCUGCGUUGCCCCUUAGGAAGCACGAUACUGAAGGUGAAGUUACUGGACAUGGGUGAGCCAAGGGCUCUGCUGGCCACCGCCCUUUCCCCGCCCAGCCUGGGUGACAUUGAACGUACCAUCCUUCUGCUAAAGGAGGUCGGAGCCCUGGCAGUCAGUGGGCAGAGAGAGGACGAGAGCCCCCAUGACGGCGACCUGACCUUCCUGGGGAGGGUGCUGGCCCAGCUUCCCGUCGGCCUACAGCUGGGCAAGCUCAUCGUGCUGGGCCACGCCUUCGGCUGCCUGGAGGAGUGCCUCAUCAUCGCUGCGGCUCUGUCUUUGAAGAACUUUUUUGCAAUGCCUUUCCGGCAGCAUCUCGAUGGGUACAGGAACAAGGUCAAUUUCUCUGGCAACAGCAGGAGUGACUGCAUCGCACUCGUGGAGGCCUUCAGAGCGUGGCAGACCUGCCGGCAGCGGGGAGAGCUACGCCACCCAAAGGAUGAACUUGACUGGGGGCGACUAAAUUACAUUCAAAUCAAGAGGAUUAGAGAGGUGGCCGAGUUGUAUGAGGAGCUGAAGACCAGGAUCUCACAAUUUAACAUGCAUGUGGGGUCCCGGAGGCCAGCCCUGGACCAGGACUACAGCCACAAGCAGCGCUUCAUCCUGCAGGUUGUACUGGCAGGCGCUUUUUACCCGAACUACUUUACAUUUGGGCAGCCUGACGAGGAAAUGGCCGUGCGGGAGCUGGCAGGCAGAGACCCAAAGACAACCAUCGUGCUGAAGCACCUGCCCCCCUACGGGUUCCUGUACUACCGACAGCUGCAGUCACUCUUCAGGCAGUGCGGCCAGGUCAAGUCCAUUGUGUUCGACGGCGCGAAGGCCUUCGUGGAGUUCUCACGGAGCCCGACAGAGCGGGUCAAGACGCUGCCCGCUGUGUACAUGGCUGUCAAGAUGUCGCAGCUGAAGGUCUCCCUGGAGCUCAGCGUGCACCCCGCCGAGGAGAUUGAGGGGAAGGUGCAAGGAGGCGCGGUGUCCAAGCUCAGGAAUACGAGGGUGAACGUGGACUUCCAGAAGCAGACGGUGGACCCCAUACAGGUCUCAUUUAAUGCCCUGGACAGACCGCAGACCAUCACAGACCUCCUGCUGACAAUCGAUGUCACGGAGGUGGUUGAGGUGGGACACUUCUGGGGAUACAGGAUCGAUGCAAAAAACUCAGGUGUUUUGAAGAGGCUCACUGCUACGAUAAACCAGCUGGAGUUGGUACCGCUGCCCGUUCACCCCCAUCCGGAUUUGGUCUGUCUGGCUCCCUUUGAAGACUUUGAUAAAGAAAGCUACUUCAGAGCUCAGAUUCUCUAUGUUUCUGGAAAUUCUGCUGAGGUGUUCUUCGUGGACUACGGCAACAGGGCUCACGUGGACCUGGCCCUCCUCAUGGAGCUCCCCUGCCAGCUUCUCGAGCUCCCUUUUCAGGCGCUCGAGUUCAAGAUCUGCAAGAUGCGCCCCUCGGCCCGGUCGCUGGUGUGCGGGGAGCGCUGGAGCAGCGGGGCCUGCCGGCGCUUCUGUUCCCUGGUGCGUGGCUGCGCCCUGCUGGUGAAGGUCUUCUCGGUGGUGCACGGUGUGCUGCACGUGGACGCCUUCCGGUGCUCGGGCCCCCAGGACGCCACCAGCAUCAGGGACGUGCUGGUCAGCGAGGGCCACGCCGAAUUGGCGGAGGAACCCUACGAGUCCAAGCAAAGCCAUGAAGUUUUCAAGGGUCUCUUCUCCAAGCCUGCAGACAGUGCGGCCGGACUGUCAGCGACGUCUCCGGUGAAGGAUCCCGAGAGGGGCCUGAUCCGCCUCCUGCUGGACAGCCUGGCCGCCAACAGGCUCGGCGCCCCGCGCUGCAAGGCCAUCCUCCAUGGCCCCUUCAGCCCCUACGAGCUCAAGUGCCACAGCCUGACCCGGGUGUCCAAGUUCAGGUGCGUGUGGAUCGAGAAGGAGAGCAUCAACUCCGUCAUCAUCAGCGACACCCCUGAAGACCUGCACCAGAGGAUGCUGGUUGCAGCCUCGCUCUCCGUCAAUGCCACUGGGUCCACCAUGCUGCUGAGAGAAACCUCGCUGAUGCCGCACGUGCCCGGCCUCCCCGCGCUGCUCAGCAUGCUCUUCGCCCCUGUGAUGGAGUUGAGGGUGGACCGGGGUGGAGCCUGCUACACUGGAGUCCUCUGUGGCUUGGGCUGGAACCCCACCACACGGACCCCCAUCCUGCCAGAGCACGACAUCGAGCUGGCCUUCGACGUCCAGUUCAGUGUGGAGGACAUCAUGGAGAUCAACAUUCUCCGGGCCGCAGUGAACAAGCUGGUGUGCGAUGGGGCCAACGGGCUGAGGUACCUGGGGCCAGAGAGGAUUGCGCAGCUGCAGGACAGCGCCCGCCAGAAGCUGCUCAGUCUGUUUUGUCAGUGGAAGCCAAGAGAUAAAAUUACUCCCAAGUGGCACGAGAGGCCGUAUGAGUGGAAUCAGGUUGACCCAAAGCUGGUCAUGGAGCAGGCGGAGAAGGAGGGCGGCCGCGGCGAGAGCACCUUCCUCUACCAGCUGCACAAGCUGGUCGUGCUGGGCACCUGA